CAGCCUCUCAUCUUCAUAGAUUUUAUUUCCUAUUCUAGAUUAGCCUACCUAUGAUGCAGGUCGAAGCUAUCAAUGGCACUUCAGUGUCUGAGUUUGAGCUUGAUGGGUUCUUCAACUUGGGCGACUACGGCAUACUCCUCUUUGCCAUCUUCUUGGUGACCUACCUGCUCAUCCUCAGUGCCAAUGCUCUUAUCUUAAGCCUCAUCUCUGCCACUCCUCGUCUUCACGUCCCCAUGUAUUUCUUCAUUGCUGUGUUGGCCACCUUGGAGGUGUUCUAUACUACCAUUACCAUGCCCAGGGUGCUGGUGGACCUUCUGAGGAGCAAGAAGUCCAUUUCCUUCAGGAGCUGCCUUCUGCAAAUCUAUUUCUUCCACAGUGUGGGUAUCUCAGAGGCCUGCUUGCUUGCAGUGAUGGCUUACGACCGGUACUUAGCCAUCUGUGCCCCGUUAAACUAUAUGACCAAGAUGACACCCCAACUUUGCAUUCAGCUUGUGCUGGGAUGCUGUGUGUGUGGUUUUGCAUGUCCUUUGCCGGAGAUUGUUCUGACUUCCAGGUUGCCCUUCUGUGGGCCUAGUCAUAUAGAUCAUAUAUUCUGUGACUUCCCCCAGGUGAUCAGUCUUGCUUGCACAGACAUAUUGACCAGCAUCAUGUUGGAUUUUGCCCUCCACACCAUCGCCAUCCUGGCCCUCAUCUUUCUCAUCCUCCUCUCAUACAUGAAGAUACUGAAAGUCAUUGUUAAGAUCAGUAGCUCGGAGGGGCGCCAGAAGGCUUUUUCCACCUGUGCCUCCCACCUCAUUGUGGUCUUUACUUUUUUUGGAACGACUGGCUUCAUGUACAUGCACUUGACAUGGAUGGGAUCGGGACGUUAUGACAAGAUCGUUGCAGUCAUCUACGCCUUUUUUAUCCCUCUCUUCAACCCCAUCAUCUAUUCUCUGAGAAACAAAGAAAUCAGAGAUGUGAUCAGAAAGACUGUUGGGUUCCCAUGUGCCAGCAACAUAUGAGGUGGUUUCUGAACUUCUUGGGACACCAGGAAGUCAUUCCACGAUCAAAAGUCCUGCUCCCCCAACGAUUGAUUAUGAUUUUUGAAAAGAAAAGAAAAAAGAUGAACGUCUAACAAAAUAUAUUUCCACAGUUUCACUUGUAAAGAAAAGGGAAAUCGAUUCAAAUAAGAAGAAACAGAAUUCAAACUUUCUUAUCUCCCUUUGGAGUUUUACAUUUAAUGUGUAUGUAAUAUUUAGAUUUACAUAUGCAUACAUUUGCGAUCAUCAGCAUUUAAUGUUGCACCUCAGCAUGCAUGAUCUACGAUUGUGAAGCUCUUAAUACUAGAUUGUACCAAUUUAAAUGUAGCACCAUUCCUACAAAGAAACAUGGCUUUCUAUGACAGUGUAUGCAUUAGUAACUUAAACUGCAGUCUGGUUGCAGGGGGUUGCGCCUCAAAAUGCAGCAUUUCAUAAGGGAAGCAUUAAUACGCUAUUAGUCAGAAGACAGUGUGCUGUUAGUACACUACACAUAGUGUGUAUACAAGCAGAAACAAAUCUGACACUAAAGAAUUUGUGCUGAUG
Messenger RNA from Podarcis raffonei (Aeolian wall lizard), 1562 nucleotides. RefSeq names its product olfactory receptor 6N2-like. Gene Ontology annotation, biological process: G protein-coupled receptor signaling pathway. The record is from RefSeq and is a predicted model, not a curated record. Gene Ontology annotation, cellular component: membrane. Gene Ontology annotation, molecular function: G protein-coupled receptor activity; olfactory receptor activity. The coding region runs from base 51 to 1001 and encodes 316 amino acids. NCBI's taxonomy places the organism in Eukaryota, Metazoa, Chordata, Lepidosauria, Squamata, Lacertidae. The transcript has a single exon.